Messenger RNA from Vanrija pseudolonga, 1812 nucleotides. It is a transcript of the gene TMK1, whose product is annotated as Receptor protein kinase TMK1. The transcript is spliced from 6 exons. Lineage: Eukaryota; Fungi; Basidiomycota; Tremellomycetes; Trichosporonales; Trichosporonaceae. Bases 1 to 1812 code for a protein of 603 amino acids. The record is from RefSeq and is a predicted model, not a curated record.
AUGUCGCAAACCUACAACCACUGGGCACCGUUUCUCCAGUACGGCAGCGCCUGGACAGCCUCUGCGGAAUCGCACAGCGUUGCUCGUCAAGGCCAGGGGUUUGAUGGUACUCUGACGAUCCCCUUCUACGGGCUCGGCGUUGGCGUCAACGGCAAUGUCGGCGGCGGUGGUAUGUCGGGACCCUCCACGGCCUCGGGUGCGACCUUGUCUCUGCAAAACACCCCAGACGUCAAACCUCAGAUGAUGGCCGACGCAUCGGUCGAGUCUGGCAACGUGCCCAACGUCGUCGCCAACCCUCUCCGUCACGAUGGGGACAUCGACCCGUUUUUCGGCGGUGGUAGGUCAGGCUGGACAGCAGACAGGACAAACAAUGCGGUUUCUGGGACCAAUGGAGCGACUCUUGAACUCGUCAUUCCUCCCAAUGUUGGCUACAUCGUAUUCAGCUCGACAUUCGGCCCUCAGAACGGAGAGCUCAGCAUAUCGUCUUCGCCUGAUCUCCCCUGGGUCCCAAACAAUGGAGCAUUCCAAACUCAGACGUCGUCGGGCUCGACUUUCUCCGCCCCAUUGUUUGCCACCCCACUCGACCCCACACAGAGCUACAGGAUUUCCAUCAGGGCGCCCCUCGGCACCGGCGUGGCAGGCUUGACUGGCGUGCAGCUGUACUCGUCGACCAACGCCCCGCCUGUUCUUCCCUCCCCGCCAUCACCUUCCACCCAUGGGAGCACAACAGGGUCAAGCACGUCUCCUGGCUCGUCGUCCGGCUCUGGUUCCGCUGCCGUAACAAAUUCCAACGGUGCGGUCACUACAGGCGGCGCCGGCGGCACUGGCAGCUCUGGCAACGACAACAACGGCAAGAAGAGCAGCACCAACAUUGGCGCCAUUGUCGGUGGUGUCGUGGGCGGCGUUGUCGCCCUCCUACUCCUCGGAGUCCUGGCCUUCUGCUGCCUGCGUCGUAGGCGAAAACGGUCCGACACUGAGACGACCAGCAGUGCCGAGCCCCUGGGCAGUACCGCCCUUAUGCCUCUCAAAGAAGCACCCGACACGCCUUCCACCGGCUACACCGAGAAACACUCGACCUCGCUUCCGCCCGUUGGCAACAAGAUCCUGUCGCCAGCCGGAAUCGCAGCUGCCAGUGUCGGUUCGGUCGUUAGUGGCACGGGCGGCAACCUUGGUGUCCCUCACGGCCUCAACCACUCCAACUCGCACUCGACACUACGACACGAGGGCGAGUCACGAGACGUGCUCGAGCAGUUCCCCGAGGUCCCUGGUGUCGCCGGCGCUGGCGGCAUGGUUGCCGUCGUCCCAUUGCGGCGCAAGGGCAGUGUGGGAACGUUUGGCGACAACGAGUCGACGGGCAACAUGUCUCGGUCGGCCUCGCACUCGUCGCUUUCGAUGCCCAACCUGGCACCCAGUGCAAGCAGCCACGGCGGGCACUCGACGCCAGUGACGACGGCUGUGCCUCUGGUCCACUCAAUACCUCCGGCCAUGGUCCAGUCCCGGGCAACACAAGUGCCAUCCACCGUCCCAUCAGCCGCGCCGUCGAUCAGCUCGCACUCGAUGGCGUCGAGCGAGUACGGCACCGCAGAGGGAGGGUACGACACGGCGCCCGAGGACGACUUCUCGCCGCCACGAGCGGGCGGCAUCGAGCGGGUCACGUCCCCUCUGGACGACAGCGAGGACUUUGACGCCGACGCCGAGGCUGCGAGGCUCAGAGGGCCAGGAGCAGCAUACGAGGACUGGCUGCGGCAGCCGCCCAGUCCCGGACGCGGCGCGGCGCGCGAGUGGCGCAACUCGAAACACCAAGGACACUAG